UUGUCUGUGUCAAACAAAAGAGGAGAGCUAUACAACAAUAAUAGGCAGCUUCAUCUCUCUGAAAUGACUCCCUUAUUAGCCUCUCUGUUGUUAUUAUUAUUGUUACUGAUAAUCCCGGGCGCAACUGUGGCUGAAGAAGUGGAGCCUUGCACGAGCAGGUCUUGUGGAGGAAUCGAGAUCAAGUUCCCUUUCGGUCUAAGAGGAGUCAACCAGAGUCGUCGAUGUAGCUACCCAAAGUUCAGUGUUUGGUGCAAUAAUCAGAGCCAGACCAUCUUGACGCUGCCAGAAUCAGGCGACUUGGUGAUCAACGACAUCGAUUAUGCCUCCGAAACCCUUUGGGUCAACGAUCCUGGUCAGUGCCUUCCAAGACGGUUCUUGAAGGGUCUCAACCUUUCUUUAGCUUCGCCCUUCCAACUCGAUCCUGACCUUUACAAUCUCAUCAACCUCACCUUCCUUCGUUGCCCUUCUAACUUGACGCAAAAUCCACUCACUUCAGUUCGUUGUCUUAACGAUCCUGCCAAUUCCUCUUUCGCUGUGACGUACGUUUGGAUGCGAUCCAUUCCUCCGCCUUUGAAUGAAUCUUGUGAGGUCAUUAAUUCUUCUGUCCCCUACCCGAUUUCCGCCAUAUACCCGUGGCCUUUCUGGGUCGAUAUCGGCGAGGAUUUACAGUUGACGUGGGGCAGGCCACGUUGUGGCCCCUGUGAAUCUCGAGGACUAGAUUGUGGAUUCGCCGAGCGUAUGGGUCUCCGAACAGGAUGUUUCUCUCGUUCCCAGGAAAGCUCAGGUAUUCCAAAAGGUGUAAAAUAUGGGCUAACGAUAGGAGUGGGAAUACCUGGAGUCCUGUGUUUAAUUGGGCUCGGUUGUAUCAUCUGCGGCAAGAUACGACGUCGUCGGAAUACGAGGCCCAGCACAGAUCUCCCCAUCACAGCAUUUGCUGUCCAGUCCAGCCCAUUCAGAAUGGGCCUCGAUGGGUCCACAAUAGAAAAGUAUCCCAUGACUCUUCUGGGCGAGAGCAGGCGGCUACCGAAGCCCAAUGACAACAUUUGCUCCAUAUGCCUGUCGGAGUAUGAGCCCAAGGAGGCCUUGAGAACCAUACCCGAUUGCAAUCACUAUUUUCACGCACACUGUAUAGAUGAAUGGCUCAGAAUGAACGCCACGUGUCCCGUUUGCCGGAAUUCACCUACAUUCACACCUUCUUCUGCUUCUGAUUCGGCUUCAUCAUCUGUGUCCCCUUCUUCCUCCAUAUCUUCUUCACAUUAGAUAAAUUUAUAUUAUUUCCUUGUUGAGAUUUGAGGUGCAUGUUCCAUUGUUCCUGCUUGUAUUAUACGCCGUACGAAUUUCAUCACGAUUUAUGUGUACACACUAGCAUUCAGAUGAUUUUAUUAAUUGCCACUGAAGUAUACUCAUCUUUUAAAGGAGACAAUUUUAUUGUACUCCAUUUAGUGAAAAA
Molecule: messenger RNA, 1450 nt
Organism: Neltuma alba
Lineage: Eukaryota; Viridiplantae; Streptophyta; Magnoliopsida; Fabales; Fabaceae
Product: putative RING-H2 finger protein ATL21A
Exons: 2
Coding region: 64-1260 (398 amino acids)
Molecular function (GO): polysaccharide binding
Source: RefSeq, a predicted model, not a curated record